AUGCCCGACGACAUCUCGAGAAAUGCACAGUCCGGAUCAAGUAAACGCAAGCGUGGCUCGACUGCCGCGGGUUCAGGAGCCAAGGAGGACACUGGUACGAAGAAGGCUCGCACGGGAGCAGGUAGUAAAGCAAAGGGGAAGAAGAAGCAGUUGGAAGCGAGAGUUUGGCCGGAGUACUUCAAUACCCUCUUCAAGGUAUUCAAAGCACUCAAUACUGUGCUUGCAUUUUGCUCGUCCCGUAAGAACUUUGCCAUCACAUUUCCUGUUGUCCGCGCUUCUGUGGAAGCACUUCUUAAACAGCCGCUGGAGUUGGCUCAAGUUGCAGAGCUGAAAGCUCUGUUACCCGACGUUGUAAAGUUUGCAUACAUACCCCAGGUAGAACUUCGCAUUCACGGGGACUCCCUGACGAGGGCCGGCCGUGCACCUUCACCCGACUUUUCAGCCUUCGCCACUGCAGGUGCAUCCGCUACGCGCAUGGCGUCUCUCAAAGACGAGGAUGAGCACGUCUUGGUACUGGAUCUCGUUGAGAAUGCGAAGGGGAAGAAGAGUGCGAACCCGGCCGCUUCCUUCACACUUCCGCCUGCAUUAACACCGGCCCAGACCAAGAAACUCAUUGACAAACGCAACGAGCGUUUUAUCCAAGCAGUUAAUGAGCUCCUCGAGGCUACUUCGAUACAUGAAAAUCCUGUCGCCUUGUUACAGGCUGCAGCACGGGACCAAAUCCCGGUACACCCAUCAUCCAAGUCAGACCCUAGGGAACCACAUGGGCCUGUACCGGAGCCUGAAGAUAGACCUGAGAUAGCUUCUGUCCUAGAAGAGAUACAGAAGCAAGGAUGGUACAAGGAUCAAAUUUGUGAUAGGCGAGUCUUUGAAGAAAAGGAAGGGCAAAUAGCCGUCUUGGAACCACCGCUGUCGGAUAGCAUACGUCAAGCACUAAGGGAUUCCCGCAAGAUUACAUCUCUUUACACCCAUCAGGUCGCUGCAAUUAGUGCGCUCUCUGAGGGCAAGAGCGUCAUUGUGUCUACCAGCACCGCCUCGGGGAAAAGUGUGAUCUAUCAGGUUCCGCUGCUGCGGUUCCUAGAACAGGACCACGAUGCCACUGCUAUGUUCAUAUAUCCUACGAAGGCACUUGCUCAAGACCAGCGAACAGCACUGGAGCAGUUGUUGUUUGCUUGCCCAGGUCUAGAACAUAUAAAGGUCUGCACUUACGAUGGAGAUACACCUCAAGAACAGCGCGCAGGCAUACGUGAAACUGCAUCUGUGAUCUUCACUAACUUCGAUAUGCUGCAUUUCUCGAUACUGCCACACGAAGAUCUUUGGCGCAGAUUCCUCAAGAACCUGAAGCUUGUUGCCGUGGACGAGUUGCACUAUUACUCUAAUAUCUUUGGAAGCCAUGUUGCUUUUGUGAUGAGGCGUUUCCGCAGGGUCUGUUUUGCAGUCGGCAACAGAAGGAUCCGGUUUGUGUCCUGCAGUGCCACGAUCUCCAAGCCGAAAGAACACAUGAAGAACAUUUUUGGGAUCGAGGAUAUCGUAGAAGUCGUAGAAGAUGGAGCUCCUUCCGGUCGCAAGGAAUUCCUUGUCUGGAAUCCCCCAUUGAGGGAUCCUGAGGACGAGUCCUCGGGACGGCUAAGUUCCAUGACGGAGGCAACUCAGCUUAUGAGAUAUCUAAUGGCCCGCGGGGUCCGUGUCAUCCUCUUCUGCAAGAUUCGGAAAUCCUGCGAAUUGGCCAUGAAGGCUCUGAGAUCAGAGCUAGCGGCUGAGGGUCGUUCAGAUAUCCUGGCAAGGGUGAUGGCAUAUCGAGGAGGAUAUUCACAACAGGACCGAAGGAGAAUAGAGAAGGAGGCCUUCUCUGGCAAUCUCUUAGGCAUUGUGGCCACUAAUGCUCUAGAGCUUGGUGUUGAUAUUGGUGUAUUGGAUGCGGUCAUCAUGUUGGGUUACCCGAUGGGAGGGAUCGCUAGUUUCCGACAACAAGCUGGCAGAGCCGGUCGUAGGGCACGAGACGCACUGGCUGUCUUCGUAGCCGAUGCUCUUCCAAUCGAUCAGCACUACGUCAACAACCCCGACGAGCUCUUUGAGAGACCUAUGGAAGAUCUUGUCAUCGAUGUCGAGAGCAAGGUCAUCUUGGAGGCUCAUCUACAGUGUGCAGGCCAGGAAAUGCCAUUAUCGUUCGAAGAUGAAGUCUACUUCGGUCCGUUGAUGAAGGAGCUGUGUGAGACGCGACUCGUGAGAGAUAAGGAAGGCUGGUAUCACACGCAUCCUAAAUUUUUACCCUUCCCAUCCAAGCAUAUUACACUCCGAGGAGGCGAAGAGGAAAAAUACAGCGUCAUCGACAUCACUCAGCUGGGCAAGCCAGACGGCGUCGCGAGAAUUCUCGAAGAGGUUGAGAUUUCUCGAGCAUUAUUUGAAGUCUAUGAAGGUGCUGUGUUCAUACAUCAAGGAUUGACGUUCUUAGUCAAAGAAGUCAGUCAUGAUUCCAAGACGGCCAAGCUUCUGAGAACGAACGUCAACUGGGUUACUGAGCCGAGGGAUUUCACCAAUGUGGAUGCCGUCCAGACUACACGUAUCCGAGAAAUCAAGGAUUCGCCCUUCAGGGCAUUCUAUGGACGAGUGGAGCUGAAGACUGUUGUAUAUGGCUACUUCAAGAUUCGGAAUCGAUCAAUUAUCGACGUCGUUGACCUCGAAACGCCUCCCUGGGAGCGCGACUCGACUGGCAUGUGGAUGGAUGUGCCGAGACGUACAUUAGAACUCAUGAAGCAUUCUGGCAUCAACCCCGCAGAGGCCAUUCAUGCCGCUGAGCACGCUUUUCUGAACCGCUACGCUCUGGGGCGGGACAUCAAAACUGAGUGCAAAGUCCCGGAGAAGGAAUACAAAGCGACGGCAUCGCAGAGGAAACGGCCUGCGCGUCUCAUAUUUUAUGACCCAACUGGCAAGACUGGCGGAGUAACGGUGAAAGCGUUCGACCAUGUUUCCGACUUGCUCCUUGAUGCCCUGCAGACUGUUGAAUCGUGCGAAUGUGAAGAAGGGUGUGCGGCUUGUAUUGACAGCCCCUCCUGCAAGGAAGGAAAUCUCGUAUCGUCAAAGAACGGCGCUCUCAUCGUCCUCAAAGCGAUUCUUGGACGUCCAAUCGAUGUCGAUCUCAUCCCAGACUACUCACCGGAACUCCCAAACACAUUCGACACUGUAGUAGAGGCGCCAGACGUGCGCAUAGCUGAGGGAGUGGAAGUGGAAGCUGCCUAG
Molecule: messenger RNA, 3237 nt
Organism: Sparassis crispa
Lineage: Eukaryota; Fungi; Basidiomycota; Agaricomycetes; Polyporales; Sparassidaceae
Product: ATP-dependent helicase hrq1
Exons: 33
Coding region: 1-3237 (1078 amino acids)
Molecular function (GO): nucleic acid binding; ATP binding
Source: RefSeq, a predicted model, not a curated record